AUGGAUGAAGAAAAACAAAGUGAGGAAGACAACGAAGAGGCAACACAAAGUCCCUGGCAAACAGGAGUGCAUCAAAGAGUGGCAGACGAUGCAUGUGAUAUUCAACCUGAAGAAGUAAGCCCACAACCUCGAAGAUCAACAAGAGCACGGAAGUCAAAUCGUAAGUAUGCCAAUGCUGCUGUAGCUGAAGAAGAAAAGUUCAGAAAACUAGAUACAUAUGAAGAAGCAUCCCAGAAUAUCAAAUGGAUAGAAGCUAUGAAAGAAGAGAUAAGUGCACUGGAGAAGAAUCAAACAUGGGAGUUGGUGGAAAAGCCAAAGGAAGUAAAACUCAUUUCCUGGAAAUGGGUAUACAAGGUAAAAACUCAUCCUGAUGGAUCGAUUGAGAGAUAUAAAUUCCAGUUAGUAGCUCGUGGAUUCUCUCAACAGUAUGGGCUAGACUCUGAUGAGACGUUCAACCUAGUUGCCAAGAUUACAACAAUACGAGUCAUGCUGGCGCUUGCAGCAUGUAAAGACUGGAGACUAUGA
Humulus lupulus (European hop) is the source of this 525-nucleotide messenger RNA. RefSeq lists its product as uncharacterized. The transcript has a single exon. The coding region runs from base 1 to 525 and encodes 174 amino acids. The record is from RefSeq and is a predicted model, not a curated record. Lineage: Eukaryota; Viridiplantae; Streptophyta; Magnoliopsida; Rosales; Cannabaceae.